Zea mays is the source of this 1136-nucleotide messenger RNA. RefSeq lists its product as uncharacterized. Lineage: Eukaryota; Viridiplantae; Streptophyta; Magnoliopsida; Poales; Poaceae. The record is from RefSeq and is marked predicted. Bases 72 to 812 code for a protein of 246 amino acids. The transcript has a single exon.
GGUUGAAGCUAGCUUUCGAGCCCAAAUCCACGACGCCUAGAAAAAGCUCUGUUGAAGGGUAGGGAAGUGGCAUGCAGGCGAUGAUGGGGGCAAUUGCUGAGCAACGGAGAGAGCGGGCGCUGGUGCUUGCUCUCGCCCUCGUCGCGUUCGCGCUGUGCGCGGCGGGCGUCGACGGGGAGGAGGAGGGCGGCGGGCCAGCGGAGGCAGAGCCCGCGGCGGGGCAGUCGUCGCUGCCGCCCGGGUGGAGCGGCGACUCGGGGUCCGCGCAUGGGUCCAGCCCUGGCGGCGGUUCGUGGGAGUACGGCUGGAGCUGGGCUGCGGGGCCUGACGGGAAAGGUGGCGGGUUCGGGUUUGGUUACGGAGGAAGCGGAGGUGAAGGCGGCGGCGGAGGUGGAGGUGGCGGCGGCGGGGGAGGAGGGAGUGGAAAGGCAUUUGGUUUUGGCAUCGGCGGGUAUAAAGGCCACCAUGGCGGCUUCAGCGGUGGUGGCGGUUCUGGCGGUGGUGGUGGCUUCGGCGCUGGCGGCUACGGUGGUGGCUUCGGCGGCGCCUUAGGGAACGGAGGCGCCGCUGGUGGUUUUGAUGGAGAAGCUGGCAACGGCGGCGGUGGAGGAGGAUACGGUGGCGGUGACGGCGCUGGUGGUGGUUACGGCAGCUCCGGUGCUGGCGAUGAGCUUCAUGGCGUAUCUGGUAGUGGCGACGGAGGCGAGGCUGGGUAUAAGGGCAAGGGACCCUCCAGCGCUGGACUCUGGAGCAAGCGUGGCCAUUUCCGCGGCUGGAGGUCGGCGCACAGAGACGGUGGCGGCAACAACUAACUGAAGCUAUUUGCGAUGUUAAUAUAGUGCAUCCAUGGCUUGGUGUUAACAAGCGCGCGACUUGUCGAUCGACAUGGCUCACAAGUGUCCAGUUUGAGCUGUAUGAUGGCCCUGGUAUACACGUAUAGUAUAGCAAAUUAGCAACUGAUGCUUACCCUUUCCCUGACUGACGCCAGUCAGUGCAAUCUACGUACUUCGGUGGCUGUGAUUUGUACGAUAAACCAGCAAAAGGUACUGUAGUGUGAUAGUGUCUGCUACCAGUUUGCUACAGCAUACCUUAAAAACACUUGUAUACUGGCACAUGCAUCAUUUCAUUGUUACCAG